Messenger RNA from Cyprinodon variegatus (sheepshead minnow), 729 nucleotides. It is a transcript of the gene mrps11, whose product is annotated as mitochondrial ribosomal protein S11. NCBI's taxonomy places the organism in Eukaryota, Metazoa, Chordata, Actinopteri, Cyprinodontiformes, Cyprinodontidae. The transcript has 6 exons. Gene Ontology annotation, biological process: translation; maturation of SSU-rRNA from tricistronic rRNA transcript (SSU-rRNA, 5.8S rRNA, LSU-rRNA); ribosomal small subunit assembly. Gene Ontology annotation, cellular component: ribosome; mitochondrial small ribosomal subunit. Gene Ontology annotation, molecular function: mRNA 5'-UTR binding; small ribosomal subunit rRNA binding; structural constituent of ribosome. Bases 100 to 687 code for a protein of 195 amino acids. The record is from RefSeq and is a predicted model, not a curated record.
CCACCCCCUUCCUUCAACUGAAUGGUCUCGUCCGUCACCGUCACUCUCAAUGUCACGCUUUUUCAGCCUCACUGAAAAAAGUGUUUAUAGAAAUGAAACAUGUUUAAUUUAAGGUGUGCGGUGUUGAAUUCUGUAAGUGCGUUACGCAGACAGCUGGUCACCCCACUAAAUGCCAGCGUGACAGUUCCACGGUGUGGAAGCAGGUGGCUGCCGAUCCUGAGGACAUUGUCCAGCAGCGCUGUGAGGCACCAGGAGGCAGAGGCUAACACCGGGAAAGACUUCAGUUAUUUUCCUCCGUUGCCUGGUCAAGAAAGCACACUGAGAUGGGCUGGGAAGAAGUUUGAGGAGUUACCGAUUGUUCACAUAAAAGCAACUUACAACAACACACACAUCCAGCUGUCAGACAGCGCAGGACAGUCUUUGGUUCGGACGUCGUGUGGCACAGAGGGCUUUAAGAACAUCAAGAAGUCGACCCCCAUCGCCGCUCAGACUGCAGGCAUCUCUGCCGCUGCGAAAGCAACAGCAAAGGGAGUUACGUUCGUUCGGGUUGUGGUCAAAGGUCUUGGCCCUGGACGUCUGUCUGCAAUCAAAGGCCUGACGAUGGGCGGCCUGCAGGUGGUAUCGAUCACCGACAACACCCCCGUGCCGCACAACGGAUGCCGCCCACGUAAAGCCAGGAGGAUGUGAUGCCUGCUAACUUGUAUUAUGCUAAUAAAUUGCUUUUGUUAU